AUGGAGCUGGCCACGUUUUGCGAGCUGUUCGCCCAGCUUCGCGAAACCACGGCCGCCCGGUGCGCCAGCACGCGAGAAUUUGUCGAUCGUGUGCGGUUGCUCGUCCACCGGCUGAAUGCCAUUGCCCCGGGAUCCAUCGGUGACCGAGCACACAUCGCAAUUCUAUUAACACAGAUCGGACCGGAAUACGUCCUCGUCGUGGAUGCGAUCCAGAAUGACAAGGACCCGGUCAAUCCGACAACGAUUGGCAACCGUCUCGCCAACGCGGAGCAGACGGUGCAGCGAAAGGACGCUGCCACACUCCCGCACGGAGCGCCAGGAUCUGCAACCAACACCUCUAUCAAUACGGUGCAGAAGACCGCAAAGAAAUGUGCCUACUGUAAGAAGCGCGGCCAUGUCGUCGCGGAGUGCUGGAAGAAACAGCGCGAACAACAACCGCCAAGGGACCAUGCCCUCAAGACGGAAAGGAGUGUUUCUGGCUCACCAAGACAGCAUUUGCGAACCAUACCAUCCAGCCAGAGGGAAGAACGGCAGGGCCCGCCGACUUCCAAGAGACCGCGGAUCAAUAUCGUGAGGGCGAGGGUGACGACCCUUUAUACCCACGCACCGUCCCCGCGGUGGAUCCUGGACUCGGCCGCCACCAGCCACAUCUGCUGGGACCGGAGCUGUUUUGUUAGCUUGCGGCCCCACCGUGAGAUGUUGGAUACGGCGGGCGAUCCAGUAGAAGCCGAAGGGAUUGGCACGGUGAAGCUCACGCUCCGGGGGAAGUUUAACCACCCCCUGGUGUUAAAGAACGUGUAUUUCGCGCCACGCAUCGGAAUGAACCUGAUCAGCGUGCCGAAACUGCUACGCGACCGCUACUCGGUGGUGGCACACCCACAGAACGUCUUUGUGCAACGCCGAGGACGGACCGUGGGGACGGCCUACCAUGCGGAGGAGGAUCUGUUGAUCCUGCGGUGUCAUGUGAGCAAGAGAUCUCGUGAGCGAGUCCAACUGGCGAGAGCGCCGGCCGACCGUGUCCAUGCAGAUUCCCUGGAACCGCAGGCGGUGGACAUGGACGUCGACGGCCCUCAGGAGUCAAGUGGCGUAGGAUGCGCAUCGCCAACCUCUGAACUCGGUGGUGAAGCUCGGAUACUCGAAGAAGAUGCAUGCACAGGAGUGGGCCAGACCACCGAAGCGCUGUGGCACGCUCGGAUGGGACAUCUCAACCGGGGAGACUUAAGGGUGGUCCUCCGUCAGACUGGCACUCCGUACCGACCGCUGACUCGGGCCGAACUGCUGGCAACGCCGCAGUGUCCGGCGUGCAUGUCGGGUAAGCAGCAUCAGAAGAGGAACUCUCGUGCAAGAUGGCCACGUCUGCACUCGUCACAAAUAUUUGAAACGAUCCAUUCGGACGUCAUGGAAAUGCCCGUCGCCAAAGAUGGCUCCAGGUACGUGAUCACCUUCACUGACGAUUAUUCUCGAGGCUCGUGGGCGUAUGCCAUAAGAUGGAAACAUGAAGCGCUGCAGAAGUUCCGACAAUUCGAGGCCUGGGUGCGCCGACAGUUCGGCGCUCAGAUUAAACGGUUCCUUACCGACAACGGAAGAGAAUACUUGCCAAUCGGAACACAUCUCGAGUCCCAGGGAGUCGAGUUUGACACGUCGCCGCCAUACUGCAAAGGGCAGAACGGACUGGCUGAGCGCACGAAUCGCACUAUCCGGGAGCGGAUCAACACGCUCCUGUCCGAUGCGAAACUUCCUCCUUCCUGGUGGCCCGAGCUCUUGGAGACGGUAGUUUAUUUGAAGCUGCGCGCGCCAGCAUCAAUUCUGCAGAAGAAAACACCGUUUGAAGUACUAUACGGGAAGCCGCCGACGCUGUCGCACCUCCGACGGAUCGGCUCCCGUGCAUGGGUACUGAUUCCAAAAGAGCAUCGAGCUAAACUCGGACCAAGAUCGUCCGAAUGCCGACUGCUCGGUUACUGCGAACCGAAUCAGUACAGGCUUUACGAAGUACAUUCUGGAAAGACAGUCUUUUCCCGUGAUGUCGAGUUCGAUGAAAGGACCCCUGUGGCGCCGCUCAUCGAGGGGGAAAUAGGUAACGACCUCCCGGACAACGCUCCUCCAUCACCUGUCUUCGCUGAACCAAUUCUGCCUGCGUCUAACGCACCGCCUACACCUCCUCCGUCCCCUCCAUCUCCUGAUGAUCUAGAGAACGUGCCCUCUGGGCCAGUUGAUAACGCACCCUCUGAGCCAGUUGAUAUUCCUUCACCGGUCAAUCCAAUCUUUCGCGAAACGCAAGCAACACCCGACCUUGGCUAUUCCUUGUAUGGCCGAAGACGAAAACCCUCCAGGCGACUCUUGGAGUCGCUAGGCAAGGUGUAUGCGACAGGGAAAUUGAAUGCACCUGUCACAAAAGACGUCGAUCCCCUGACCUUUCACGAGGCGGUGUCGGGACCCAAUCAGCUGGAAUGGUGGGCUGCGAUCCAGAAAGAAUACGCUUCGCUUCUCGAGCAUGGCACAUGGGAGAAGGUUCCACGAAAUGAAGUUCCCCCUGGGGAUCGGAUCAUUGGCUGCAAGUGGGUAUUCAAGACGAAGGCCAAUGGAAUUCGGAAAGCGCGACUGGUCAUCAAAGGCUACCGACAGAAAUAUGGCAUUGACUAUCACGAAACCUUCGCGGCCGUGUCCCGAAUGGAUUCGGUCCGUAGCAUCGUGGCGAGUGCGGUGCUGCGCGGAUGGAAACUCCACCAAUUCGAUGCCGUCACUGCCUUCCUCCACGGCGAUAUCGACUCCUCGAUCUAUAUGGAGCUGCCGGAGGGCUUUGAGGAAGACGGAUACGUUUGCCGACUUCAACGCUCCCUAUACGGACUAAAGCAGGCACCACGGAUUUGGUACCAAUGCGUCCACCGUGUCCUGGUGGCUUACGGCUUCACUAUGGCCCAGUCCGAUAAUUGUGUCUUCUACAAGCCUAACUGUGUUGUCUGCGUGUACGUCGACGACUUUCUAGUCGCAGCCGCGGACGACACCGAGAUCCAACAACUUCAGAGGACCUUAAAAUCGGAGUUCAAACUGAACGAUCUGGGAACGCCGCGUUCAUUCCUUGGAAUUCAAUUCGACUUUCAUAUGGACGGAUCGAUUUCGAUUCACCAACACCAAUACAUCCAAAAGGUCCUUUCCGACUUUUGCAUGGAGACCUGUCAACCGAAGUCUACACCGAUGGCUCCGAAAGCUCUCCUGAAUUACAUUCCAGAAGAGAGCGACCUGGAUGAAGAUGCAAAGGCUCGGUUUGGGACCGCGAUCGGGUCACUAAUGUAUCUUAUGGUCGGUACGCGCCCUGACAUCGCGUUUGCGCUCGGGGCGUUGAGUCGCUUCACAUCCCGACCGCAAUCGCGUCAUCAGGCUGCACUGCAGAGACUGCUCCGCUAUGUCAAGGCCACGCAAUUCUAUCGCAUCACAUACCGCAGCGGGCAGUUGAUCGGAUUAACCGAUGCCGACUUUGGUGGCUCGGUCGUCACGGAUGGUGCAUACUCCACGUCCGGUUAUGUGUUCAAGCUUGCGGGAGGGCCAGUUUCCUGGUCGUCCAAAAGACAGGGGGAAGUGGCGACGUCCACGACUCACGCGGAGUACAUUGGCCAAUACAAUGCCAUCCUUCACUUACAAUGGCUCCGCACGUUCCUGGCGGAAACCUGCCUCUUUCGAUCGCCCGUGACCAACAUCAUGGCUGACAAUCAAUCUGCCAUUGCUCUUUCCCGCAACCCCGAGUUUCACAAACGGACGAAGCAUUUCAACGUGAAAUUCCAUUACCAGCGUGCUGUUCUGAAUUCCGGCGAAAUCAAUCUCGAAUACAUUCCAAGCGAGGAACAGGCGGCUGAUGGACUCACCAAGCCCCUAGGACCCUCUCCAUUCAUUACGUUUUGCAAGCUCCUAGGAAUUGGUACUGAAGAACACAUGAAGGAAAAUGUGUAA
Penicillium brasilianum is the source of this 3942-nucleotide messenger RNA. The record is from the annotation of a GenBank genome assembly. Lineage: Eukaryota; Fungi; Ascomycota; Eurotiomycetes; Eurotiales; Aspergillaceae.